Messenger RNA from Helobdella robusta, 2216 nucleotides. RefSeq lists its product as hypothetical. The transcript has 4 exons. The coding region runs from base 106 to 2064 and encodes 652 amino acids. Gene Ontology annotation, cellular component: membrane. Lineage: Eukaryota; Metazoa; Annelida; Clitellata; Rhynchobdellida; Glossiphoniidae. The record is from RefSeq and is a predicted model, not a curated record.
GUGGUACUUGCUUACACUGGUGUCGUAGCGGCUCUUCUAGCCAUUCUAGGUGCAUUUGGACUAUUGAGUCUUUUUGGGACAAGUUUUGUCAACCUGUGCAGCGUUAUGCCGUUUUUGGUGUUAGGGAUUGGAGUGGAUGACAUGUUGCAACUGUUGAUAGAAUGGAGAAAAGUUUCAGCUACAAGUACACAGGAUGAAAGGUUGUCGAACACGUUAAGAUCGGCAGCAGUUUCAAUCACCAUCACCUCCUUAACUGACUUGCUGGCAUUUUGCAUUGGAGCCACUAGUCCAUUCCUUAGUGUCAGAAACUUUUGUGCGUGUUCAGGUCUUGGAAUUUUUUUGUGCUACAUGAACCAGCUGACAUUUUUUAGCGGAUGUAUAGUCCUGAUAUCAAGAAGGAGCAAGUGUUGUCAAAGAAAAAAGAAACAAAUACCGCAAGAAUCACUUUGCUUAGGAAAUUCGUUAAACUCAUGCGACAGAAAAAGUUUUUCGGCACCUGCAGUUGGCAUCUGCGAAACGUUUUCAAAAUAUUUUUCAAAAUAUUAUCCCAAAAUAUUGCUGCACUGGGUAGGGAAAACAAUAACUGUAAUUAUUUUUGUGGCAUAUGUAUGUAUGUCAAUAUACGGGGUAACGAGGUUGGAAGAAGGUCUAAAUUUGGAAGCUCUUGUGCCUUCCGAACAUUAUUAUCGGCACCAUGCCGUUAUAGAUUACAAAUUUUUUCCAAAUUGCGGUAUAGUAGUUACGUUUGUCAUUCAUCAGCCGAUCACCUAUCAUGAAGUUAGAACUCAGGAAAAAGUGCACUCGUUUUUAAAAAGCGUUGAAGCAUCAGAUUUUGUGGUUGACAAUUCUUCCGUUUCAUGGUUGGAAGCUUACAAUCACAGUUUGAUGUCUAAGGACAAGCCAAAGCGAAAAGUCUGGAAUGCUAGUGAAUUUGGAAAAAAAUUACAAACCGAGUUUCUUCCAAAAAAUUUUCAAUAUUUAGCGGACGUAAAGUUUUCAAAACAUGCUAAAUCGCCUUGGGUAAUUGAGGCUUCACGAUUUUACGUUGUAUGUCAUCGAACAAACACAUCCGAAGACGAAAAAGAUUUGAUGUUAGAAAUGAGAAAACUAGCAUCUAAUUCAUCACUGCCUAUGAAAGCAUUCAGUCCAAACUUUGUCUUUUAUGAGCAUUACGCGUCCAUUGUAAAAAACACUCUGUUGCCCGUUGGGGUGACCGUUAUAGGAAUGUUAUUUGUUGCUCUCGUCUUCAUUCCUCAUCCUAUUGCGGUAACUUGUGUGAUAGGAUCGAUGGCAAGUGUUGUGGUGGGAAUGAUGGGAUUCAUGCAACUUUGCAGUCUUGCCUUGAGCGCCAUCACAACCAUGCAAAUAAUCUUAGGUGUCGGAAUAUGCGUCAGUUUUACGGUCAGAACCAGUCACGCAUUCAUGACUGCAACAGGAAAAAGUCGAAACGAAAGGGUAACAUCGGCUUUGGUGAAAGUUGGAGCUUCUAUUUUGACAGGAGCUUCUUGUUCUUCGCUUUCUGCCUUUGCGUUGUAUUACGGAUCUUCAUUUAUUUUUGCUUCAUUUUUUAAAACGAUGGCAUUUGCUCUAUUUUUAGGUGUUUUACAUUCAAUUGUCUUCCUUCCUGUAAUGCUCAGUUUCGUUGGACCAAGGAGAACCGGCAAACCUCGCUUGUUCAUCCCGACUACCGCACCAUCUUCGACACCCAGUGCAGAUAGCAACGUGGAUAGCAAAGAAAAAAAUUAUUCAAGUUGUACGUCAAAAGAAAAACUUGAAAGAAAAUUAUCACAAGAAUCCACCACAUCUAAAAACUCUUUCAAUACACAAACUGUGAAACCUUUGAAAUCCUCUCUUAGUAAUUUACCUCGUGUCUCAUCAAAAAGUCUUUUAUUCUCAAACUCUAAAGAUGAUAAAAUAAGCGCUGAGAGUGCAAACAGCAACGACGAAGAAGCCUGCACUAAAAAUACAAAGCAACAUAAAGUUUCAUUCAAACUUGAAGAUUCGUUGAAACCUCAAACAGUGCAAUCCUCUGAGUUGUCUCUUUGUGAAAAAAAUUGUGAUUGAUUUGUUUUAUGAACUUCAUUGAAGUUGUUUAUCUUAUACACAAGUAUAACCGGUAAUGUUCACUUGAACAUUUUCAAUUGAUUAUUAUUAGUUAUAUUGCUACCUCUGAUUAAUAAAUAAUUUGAGAAAUGUUUUAUUCAACAUGUCCCAAC